Messenger RNA from Nelumbo nucifera (sacred lotus), 1381 nucleotides. Its product is annotated as serine acetyltransferase 1, chloroplastic. Gene Ontology annotation, cellular component: cytoplasm. The record is from RefSeq and is a predicted model, not a curated record. Gene Ontology annotation, molecular function: L-serine O-acetyltransferase activity. NCBI's taxonomy places the organism in Eukaryota, Viridiplantae, Streptophyta, Magnoliopsida, Proteales, Nelumbonaceae.
CGAAACUGCGCGUAGGCGUAACGGCGUAAGUCGUGAGCUCAUGAUUUUUUGAGCUUUUAUAUAAGUAACCUACGCGGCACCUCCAAUUCCAACACCACCACCGCCAUCUGAAAAUCCUUCUCUCGACCAACCACAUCUCUCUUUCUCUCUAAUGUCAGCUUCUCUAGUCGGUUCGCCGAUCCUCCCCGAACCCACCCGGUCUAGUAGGUGCCACAGGAAGACCUCCAAGACAAUAAUGGCAACAUGCGUCGACCGUUGCAGAACCACCGAUGCUGCCACAAAACUGCUCUCUUUCGACUCCCAUCUCGACAAAUCUCCUUACAACAAUUACAUGAAACCCUCAAGGCAUCCAGUUUCAGAGCUUGUUCCGUGUGCUCCGGCGAGUCAAGACAGCAAUGGCAAAGAAGAAAUAUGGAUGAAAAUGCGAGAGGAAGCUCAAUCGGAGGCAGAGCAAGAGCCGGUAUUGGCAAAUUACUACUUUGUGUCGAUCCUGUCCCAUAAUUCUUUAGAAAGCGCACUUGCAAACCAUCUAGGAAACAAAUUAAGCACCUCCAGCAUCUCUUCAGACACCCUAUCAGGGGUUUUCUUGAGCGUCUUCACGGAGGAUUGGGAGAUCAGGAGAGACAUCAGAGAUGAUCUAAGGGCGGUGAAGGAACGAGACCCGGCUUGCAUCAGUUAUGUACAGUGCCUGCUGAAUUUUAAAGGGUUCCUAGCAUGCCAAGCACAUAGAGUUGCACAUAAAUUGUGGUCACAGAGUAGGAAAUCACUAGCUCUUUUGAUUCAGAAUCGGGUUUCGGAAGUGUUUGCAGUGGAUAUCCAUCCCGGGGCGAAAAUCGGUCGGGGCAUCUUAUUGGAUCACGCAACCGGAGUGGUGAUCGGAGAGACUGCGGUGAUUGGGAACAAUGUAUCUAUAUUGCAUAACGUGACAUUAGGGGGUACAGGGAAAGUAAGCGGGGACAGACACCCUAAGAUUGGGAAUGGGGUGUUGGUGGGUGCAGGGUCUAAUGUGUUGGGGAAUGUUAAAAUUGGUGAUGGAGCCAAAAUUGGAGCAGGGUCAGUAGUGCUCAAGGAAGUACCCCCAAGAACAACUGCUGUGGGAAACCCUGCUAAAUUGAUCGGAGGGAAGGCGAAUCCAAUUAAGUUGGAUGAGAUCCCUAGUUUCAACAUGGAUCUUACCUCAUUUAUUACUGAGUGGUCUGAUUAUGUCAUUUAGCAGCCAUUUAGGGGAUAAACUCGUCGAUUGUUAUCGUUUUUAUUUUCCCGUUUUCUUUUCUGUUGUUGUAACUUAUAUGAUGUAGUUGGGACUUGGGAGUUGGGAGAGAGAACUUAAGUUCUCCAUAGAAAUAAAGAUAAAGGAGAUCCACAGGAUAAGUUUCGUAUC